Molecule: messenger RNA, 1350 nt
Organism: Arachis stenosperma
Lineage: Eukaryota; Viridiplantae; Streptophyta; Magnoliopsida; Fabales; Fabaceae
Product: glucan endo-1,3-beta-glucosidase 12-like
Exons: 4
Coding region: 97-1029 (310 amino acids)
Source: RefSeq, a predicted model, not a curated record
AGGUGCUUCUCUCUCUUCCAACUGAAGCAUUUCUCAUAUAGGCUCAUAGCUAAGAAGGAAAAGUCAGAAGACAAGCUUAGAAAAAAACGUGCAGAUAUGGGGGCUCUAAUUUGGCGCCUUGGGCUAUUUUCCUUGUCUCUUCUCUUCACCUCAGAUCUAACUACGGCAACAAUAUUAAGAGAUGAAGGACACCAAGAAAUCUCAUACCAAUUUAAUACUCAAUUGGAUUCAGUUCCCAUAGUUAACCCUACAACACCAAGCACAGCAAGCCCAUACCCAACAUUAAACCCAACAACUCCUCAAUCACCGUACACAACAAGACAAAGCCCACCAACACCAACAACUACAACCCCACCCACUUACAUGACUCCUACAAACCCCACCACAUCCCCAAACACAAACCCAAACAAUAGCCCAUCAAUAACCCCAACUACAAUGCCAACAAGCCCAAAUACAAAUACAAAUCCUACAACCCCAACGUCUCCUGCUAUAUCAGGAGUUCAAUGGUGCAUUGCAAGUGCGUCAGCACAGGACAAGGCUCUGAAAGUGGCUCUUGACUAUGCUUGUGGGUAUGGGGCUGAUUGUUCAGCAAUUCAACCUGGAGCAAGUUGUUAUAACCCAAACACACUGAAAGAUCAUGCUUCUUAUGCUUUCAACGACUACUACCAGAAGAAUCCAGCACCUACUAGUUGUUCAUUUGGAGGAACAGCAACACUUACAAACAAGGAUCCAAGUAAUGGGAACUGCCACUAUUCGUCGUCCAAAUCAUUAAGCAUGAGUCCACCAACAUCAUAUGGAAGCCCACCAAAUGGAAUGAUGAGUCCAACAACAGCAGGAGGAAGCACCAUGACCCCAACUGCACCAGGAGGCACCACAAUGACCCCAUCAACACCAAGCAUGACAAUUCCUGAUGGAGCAUCUGUUUAUGGCCCAACUGGAAGCCCAAGCAAAGCCACACCUCUUUCUCAAUCCUUCAUGCUUCUCUUUGUUUCUGUGUUUGGCUGCCAAUGGGCUAUUCACCUCAUAUAGAGGAUUAUUCUUGCACCUAGCUGGAUUCAAAGCAAGAGGGUCGAUGACCAGAAAACAAAAAAGAAAACACCAAUGGGGUCUAUUAGUACUGCUCAUCAUCUUCUUCUUCAUGUGAAUGAUGAUAUAAGCUGUGGGAAUUCACUUAAGAUCAUUUUCAGCCAGCUGCCUUGUGCUCUAAUAUGUGAAAGACUUGCUUAUAGUUUGAUUAUAAAGGCUAGGAGAGUUGACAGAGAUAGGAAAGAUUUAUAGGUUGUUGUAAACAGGUUUUACACAGAGAAAUAAAUUAUUAUUAUUAUUAUUAUUAUUAUUGAGUCUUCUGUA